AUGGCAAUCAAAUACUUAUCCUCUUCCAAAGUGAUUCUUAAUAACAAAUACCAACCUGCUUCAAUCAUAUUUUCCACUGAUUCAGGUAAAAUUAUUGAUAUUAUUGAUAAAAAAUUCACAAAUACCAUAUCAAAAUCUAUUAACCUAAAAUACGAUGUUCAUGAAUUUGAAAAUGUAACACUUAAUAUCAUUUUAUUCGGAUUAGUUGAUUCUCAUGUCCAUUUAAACGAACCUAGUAGAAGUGAUUGGGAAGAUUUUAAAUUAAGUACUAAGGCUACUAUUACUGGUGGUGUCACUACUGUUGUUGACAUGCCAUUAAAUGUUAUUUCACCUACUACUUUUGUCAAGAAUUAUAAUUCAAAAUUAGCUUCUGCAAAGAAUAAACUUUGGUGUGAUACAGCUUUCUGGGGUGGAUUGGUUCCUACAAAUAUUGAUGACUUAAUUCCACUGAUCAGAUGCGGAAUGAAAGGAUUUCAUUCAGAUUCUAGUGUAAGUGAAUCUCCUCAAAUUAAUAAAGAGUACGUUGAAAGGGUUAUGAAAAAAUUGAAAAGUGAAAACACAAUAUUAUUAUUUCAUGCUAAAUUAGAAGAUGAAGAAAAAAGGUAUGACAAUAAAAUAGAUCCCACAAUAUAUCAGACAUUCAAGAAUUCUAAACCUCAUUUGUUUGAAACAAAUGCUAUUAACAUGGUAGUUGACAUAUCGGAAAAAGUUCUGGGAGAAGAGAAGAGCGAUUUAUCUGUACAUAUUGUUCAUUUAGCCACAGGUGCUGGUAUUCCAUUAAUUAAAGCUUCCCGUCAGAAAGGUGUUCCAGUAACAGCAGAAACAUGUUUCCACUAUCUCUACUUCAUUGAAGAUAACAUUGCAAAUAAGUUUGUACAUUUUAAAUGUUAUCCUCCUAUUAAAGAUAAGGGCAAUAGAAUGAAUCUGUGGGAAGGUCUCAAAAAAGGUGUUAUAACUUCAGUAGUAAGCGUUCAUUCUCCUUGUAUUCCCGAAUUAAAAAAUCUCUAA
Arxiozyma heterogenica is the source of this 1008-nucleotide messenger RNA. RefSeq names its product allantoinase (gene DAL1). Bases 1 to 1008 code for a protein of 335 amino acids. The transcript has a single exon. Lineage: Eukaryota; Fungi; Ascomycota; Saccharomycetes; Saccharomycetales; Saccharomycetaceae. Gene Ontology annotation, cellular component: cytoplasm. The record is from RefSeq and is a predicted model, not a curated record. Gene Ontology annotation, molecular function: allantoinase activity. Gene Ontology annotation, biological process: purine nucleobase catabolic process.